AUGAAAACGUCAAAAAUUACACCAUCAUUUUUACUGAUUUAUUUUAUUUUAUUGCUACUCAUCAGUAGUAAUGUGUUACCAUUCAAUAACACAACAUUACCUGAAGAAAACGAUCUUAAUUCGACAACUAACGAGGAUGAAGAAAUUAAUUCAACAAUAUCCGAAGGAAACCCGCUUAUUUUACGUAUUUUGCAUACUAGUAAUAUAAAAGGCCACUUUGAAGAACAAACAGAUAAGAGUAAUGUUAAUCAGAAUAUUACGUACGGUGGGGUAGCUAGAAUCGCUUACAUUGUUAAUAAAAUAAGAAAUCUCAAGUCGGAAGAUGACGCUAACACGUUGUAUGUGGAUGUGGGAGAUGUAUCUGUUGGAACUGUUUGGACUGCGGUACACAGAGAUACAAUUACCACAACAUUUAUGAAUGCUUUAAAGCCAGACGUGAUGUGUUUAGGAAAUCAUGAAUUCGAUUAUGGAAUUUCAGGGCUACUCAAAUUUGCGAGAAAUGUAACAUUUCCUUUAGUAGUAUCAAAUUUGGUGUACAAUAAUGAAACUGAGCUUGAAUCACUGAUAAAACCGUCAGUUAUAUUAACUAUAAAUGGGACAAAAAUCGGAAUUGUGGGGUUUUUGGCCAAGUUCACCAGUCAUAUGACCAACUUAAAGACACUAAAAGUUACCGAUGAACUUAGCGCGGUUACUAAAGAAUGUAAAAAACUAACAGAACAAGGAAUUAAGAUUAUUAUAGCGCUUGGGCAUACAGGUUUUCGAAUGUGCAAACGAAUAGGUAAAUUCGUGGAAGACAUUGAUGCUGUGAUUUGUGGUCACCGUCAUACAUUUCUAUAUAACGGUAUUGGACCAAGUAGUGAAGAACCACUUGAUGGUUACCCAAGAAGAGUUUCUCAAAAACACGGAAAAUUGGUUCCUGUAGUUCAUACUUAUGGUUACACCAAAUACAUCGGAGAUUUUAACCUCACAUUUGACGCAAAUGGAACGGUUACAUACAGCGAUGGAGAACCCAUUUUUUUGAACGAAAUGGUUCCUCAAGAUGAAAAGAUUUUGUCGCUUUUAGAUAAAUUUCGCCCCGAAGUAGUGGAGUUGAGUAGUUCUAAUAUAGGACAAUGUUUAGUUGAUCUUGAUAUUGAGUGUCGUAAAUUUGAAUGCAAUUAUGGCAAUUUAGCCGUUGAUGCUUUUAUACGAUACCGUAUGGUUCGUUAUAAAGGUAAAGAUUGGACUGAUACUGCUGUUGCUUUAUUCAAUUCUGGUGCUAUAAGAGUGCCUGUUAUUACCAACAUAUACAAUACAAAUGUGACAAAAGGCGACAUUUAUGCAUCUUUUCCGUAUCGCCAUCCCUUAUACAUUGUUAAAAUGACCGGCAAAGAUUUUCUGAAAGUUUUGCAACAGAGUGCUCAAUCGUACGAUAAAGGAGGUUUUCUAAUUACAGCUGGAUUGAAAAUAAUCUUUAAUGACAUCCCAGCUCUCACACCAACCAUCAAUUCGGUGUUGAUAAGAAGUAUCGAUGAGCACAACACGCCUACAUACGUCCCAAUAAAAAUGGACGCCUUGUAUAACUUUAUAACUACGGAGUAUUUAGUUAAGGGUGGUGAUCGAUAUUCGAUAAUUCAGAAUAAUGCUAAAUUAAUUACUCCACUUGAAGUAACGGACGUCGAAGCUAUUAUUGAAUAUUUUAAGGUAAUUAAAGAUCUUAUGCCAGCAGUAGAAGGAAAAUACGUUUUUAAACAGUUGACAGAUAGUGCAGUACAAAUCACUUUACCAAUUGACAAUUUACAUGUUGUAAGCAUAGUGAUAUAA
This is a messenger RNA of Onthophagus taurus, 1803 nucleotides long. RefSeq names its product protein 5NUC-like. The record is from RefSeq and is a predicted model, not a curated record. Gene Ontology annotation, molecular function: nucleotide binding; metal ion binding; 5'-nucleotidase activity. Gene Ontology annotation, biological process: AMP catabolic process. Lineage: Eukaryota; Metazoa; Arthropoda; Insecta; Coleoptera; Scarabaeidae. Gene Ontology annotation, cellular component: plasma membrane.